GAACUGGGGGGAAGUCAGUGGGGCUGGAAGGGAGUAUGACAGAGGAAUAGCAGAGAUGUAAGGAGGAAAGACUGUGCAAGGCCUUGUGGGUUUUGAAGGCCUUGUAGUUGGGGUUUGGACUUGAACUCUGAGCCACAUAUGGAGCCAUGGGAGGGUCUAGAGCAGGAGAGGGCUGUGAUCUUGUGGGAUCUUGUGUACGAGGUGGCAUGAGUUGGGGGUGCUGGGCCUGAGACCCGUGGCAGGAAGAGCCCCCCUCCACCCUGCGGGGCCCGUGGGAGGUGAGAUCGCCGCCUGGGAGGUGAGAAGCAGCCACUUUCCCACCCUGGGGUGUGGCUUCCCCUUUGCAGAAUGGGGUCAUUUAUGGAUCACAUGAUGUGUGCCAGGCAUGGCCCCGCCGCGUCUGGGGAAUCUUCAGGGCUCAUCCCAGCGGGCUUGGUCGCGGGAGGCUGUGGAGCUCUGGCACCCAAACCUUAAGGCGCCCCCCCUUCGUGGGCCCCACUGGCUGCGCUGUCCCUGUGUGGGACCUGUCGGAGCAGGCAGGAGUGGUUGUAUUUGGAGCCACAGAGAUUCCCUAAGAGGCUACACGGGGAUGCGACCCGGCCUGGGUGUCCCACGCGGUCCCUCCCCUGGGGGCACCCUUCCGAUCCAUCCCCAACCUCUGGCUCAUGGUCUCUGGGACGCCCUCACCCCACCCGUGACCCGCAAAGCCUGAGGCAGCCAGUGCAAAGGGCACAGUCCUGGUGAAGGUCGUGGCAGCCAGGCCCAGCCCCCCUUCCCGGCUGUGGCCUCUGGUAGGAGGGAGCUUCCCAGCCUGGAGGCUCCUGGGAACUGGGGGUGUGGGCUGCGGGGCCAGCUGGGACUGGCCCGUCGGAGGAGCGGAGGCCUGGGAGAGACGUGGGAGAGGCACAGAGAAAGGCGGAGAAGCGACUGAGAGAGACACACACAGAGACGGGGAGAAACAGAGACGGAGAGACCCUGAGAGAACAGAAGAGAGACACACAGAAAGUGAGGGAGACAGUCAUUCAUUCAUUCACUCAGCGGCUGCUUACUGGGCACAGGCUGUGUCCAGGCAGUGCCCACGACAGAACGCAAAUUCCUACCCCUGUGGGGCUGACUGGUGGGGACACAGUCCAGAAACAUGACAACCGAGUAAAUCACGUUGUCGGAGUGAUAAGGGUGAGAGAGACGGGGUGGGGGAAGCGGGAGAACCAGGGGGACUUACGAGCCAGAUUCUCCUUAUCUGGGGAGGAAAAGGUUCCCACCAGAAUCUUGACCGCGCCUGCCCCUCCCCCAUUCGCCCCAGACGGGGGGUGGGAGCGGGGAAAUGGGGUGGGGCCUGAGCCCGGAGGCCGACGGGACCUAGCUGCUGGGGGGAGGGGAUUGAGGCUACCGCUGCCGAAGACCCCUCCUAACCCGGGUUGCCAGGGUCCCUCCGCCGGUGGGACGUACUUGGGGUGCAGCCCAGGAGGUUCAGUUGGAAGGUAGGUGGAAUACAGGGAGGGACCAGUGCCCAGAGGACAGAGAGGACCCCUUUACUUCGGUGGGCGGGGGGAGAGGCUGAAGAACCCUCCCCUUCUCAUGUCUCCGGGUCCUCCCACCGCGACGGAGCGUCCCUGGGAGAGAAGCCCAGGCCCGGAGGGGGAAGCUGAGGGCUCGCCUGUGCCAGUCGCCACCAGGGCGCGUUCCGGUGCCGCGGCGGGUGGCACAGGCUGGCAGACAAGGGCUGGGAGCCCGGGCCCCAAGGGGAGGGGGCAACUGCUUGCGACCGCCGGCACUCGUCCUUGCGGGCCCGCCCCCUCGCCUGUCAGCUCCAGUCCCGCCCCCCGAACAGAGGCAGCUCACUCGGCUCCAGGCCGCUCGACUGCUGAGCGCACAACACCUGGGCACAGGGUCUUGGGGCGGGCAGCCCAUGGAGCCGGGGCUGCUGCGGCCAGCGCCAGUGAGCGAGGUCAUCGUCCUGCAUUACAACUACACCGGGAAGCUCCGCGGUGCGCGCUACCAGCCCGGCGCGGGGCUGCGCGCCGACGCCGUCGUGUGUCUGGCCGUGUGCGCGCUCAUCGUACUCGAGAACUUGGCCGUGCUGAUCGUGCUCGGACGCCACCCGCGCUUCCAUGCGCCCAUGUUCCUGCUCCUGGGUAGCCUCACGCUGUCCGACCUGUUGGCGGGCGCCGCCUAUGCAGCCAACAUCCUGUUGUCGGGGCCCCUCACGCUGCGCCUGUCUCCCGCGCUCUGGUUCGCUCGUGAGGGUGGCGUCUUCGUGGCGCUCGCCGCGUCCGUGCUGAGCCUCUUGGCCAUCGCUCUCGAGCGCCUCCUCACCAUGGAGCGCCGGGGACCCGGACCCGCUCCCGCAGCUCGUCGGGGGCGCACGCUGGCGCUGGCGGCCGCGGCCUGGGGCGUGUCGCUGCUCCUCGGGCUACUGCCCGCGCUCGGCUGGAAUUGUCUCGGCCAUCUGGACGCCUGCUCCACGGUCCUGCCGCUCUAUGCUAAGGCCUACGUGCUCUUCUGCGUGCUCGCCUUUGUUGGCAUCCUGGCUGCCAUCUGCGCACUCUACGCGCGGAUCUACUGCCAAGUGCGCUCCAAAGCGCGGCGCCUGGGGGCCCACCCCGGGGCUGGCGAGGGCGCCUCGACCCGCGCACGCCACACGCCGCGCUCGUUGGCUCUGUUGCGCACGCUCAGCGUGGUGCUCCUGGCCUUCGUGGCUUGUUGGGGACCACUCUUCCUGCUGCUCUUGCUGGACGUGGCGUGCCCGGCGCGCGCCUGCCCUGUGCUCCUGCAGGCGGACCCCUUCCUGGGCCUGGCCAUGGCCAACUCGCUUCUGAACCCCAUCAUCUACACGUUCACCAACCGCGACAUGCGCCAAGCGCUCCUGCGCCUUCUCUGCUGCGGCCGCCGCUGGUGCAGCCUAGGCCCGGGUGCCUCCCAGCCGUCGGGGAGCCCCCCUGGGGCUUCGGGCGGCCUGCAGCGCUGGCUGCCUCCUGGCCUGGAUGGCAGCUCCAGCCACUCCGAGCGCUCGUCACCCCAGCGGGACAGGCUGGACACCAGCGGCUCGACAGGCAGCCCUGGCGCGCUCACAGCCGCCUGGACCCUGGUACCCCCUCCAGCCGCAGACUGACGCCCUUUGGUCCGCCACUGGCCUCCCUAAGAGCUCUUUCGCAGACUUUCUUGCUAAAUUAAGGAAUUUAUAGUAAAAGCAGCUGAAGAUGGUGGAGGCAGAAAAGACGCAGGGGAAUGUAUUUUAUUGACGCUAAACCCCACAGCAAUGAAGAAAACAGACAAAAAUCCCUUCCCUUGUGGGAUGGAUGUUCUGGUGGCGGACAUAGACAACGGAAUGAAGAGGUAUGGAGAUAAUUCCAGUGACAAUAUAGUGAUGCGAUGGUGGUCAGGGGAUGCCUCUCUGCAGAGGUGGUAACAUGUGACGUGAGAUGGACUGUCCUGGGAACUUCUGAAGGAAGAUCAUUUCAGGGUGGGGCUGCAAAGGCCCUGAGCCUAGAAUAUGCCUGUGUGUUCUCUGAAAAGCACAUAUGUCAAUGUGGCUGGAGCGGAGGAUGGAGAGGGAGAGUGGGAGGAAACAAAGGCAGGGGAAUAAUGGGACAGAUGGGGCAGGCAUUUAGGAGCCCAGGGGAGGACUUUCUUUUGCUCUGAGUGAAGUGGGUUCAUGGAGCGUUCUAGGCAGAGGAGGGACUUAAUCUGGCUCACGUGUUUACAGAUGCCUCUGGUCUCUGUGGAGGGUGAAGCUAGGAGAACAAGGUGAUGGUGACUGCACUGGCCUAGGGGAGUGAUGAUAAGGAAUCAGACUGUGUGGAUUCUCCAUGGAUUUGGGAGGUAUUGGACGGAAUUCCGGAGGAAAUUGGGUGUGGGGGAGAAAGGAGUCAAGGACAGCUCUUCACUCGAGAGGAGAGACCAAAGACAGGGCACCCUAAAAGUUUACUUUAGGAGACUCAGCCAAUUCCUAUCUGAAACAAGAUUUCUUUGAAUGUGGUGUCAGAUUCUUCAUAAAGAAUAAAAAUACAAUCGAAUAAUAAAA
Orcinus orca (killer whale) is the source of this 4024-nucleotide messenger RNA. It is a transcript of the gene S1PR5, whose product is annotated as sphingosine-1-phosphate receptor 5. The coding region runs from base 1910 to 3112 and encodes 400 amino acids. The transcript is spliced from 2 exons. Gene Ontology annotation, cellular component: membrane. Gene Ontology annotation, molecular function: sphingosine-1-phosphate receptor activity. Gene Ontology annotation, biological process: G protein-coupled receptor signaling pathway. The record is from RefSeq and is a predicted model, not a curated record. NCBI's taxonomy places the organism in Eukaryota, Metazoa, Chordata, Mammalia, Artiodactyla, Delphinidae.